CAUUUUUCAUAUUUUGUGCAAACAUUUAGUUGCAGUCUUUUGAAAUAACUUAAAAGUAAGAGUCAAAUAUGUCUGAAAAGAAUUUGAUUAUAAUUUUUUUCUUGAUACAAAGUAUUUCAUACGUGUUGUGUGGAUGUGAACUCAAAGAAGCCGAUGAUUGCGGAAUGAAAGGAAGUUUUUUCGGCAACCGAGAUGUAAUAGUGCCUACAAAUGAGGCUGAAAUGGAUCAACACUGCGGUCUAAUUCGUGAGAGUCUGAAAUGUCUGAACGACUUCACCGGGAACUGUCUGAAAGGGUUCGUUCAGACGACUAUUAAGAUGGCGGUCGGAAAUGCGGACAAACAUCUGAUGAAGAGGUGUGACAACAGUGAGGACAGGAAGGAGUUCUUAAAGCACGUCAAGUGUCUGACAGAUAAGUCAAAGAUGGAACCGAUGCACAUCUGCGCCGAGAAGAACUCAGUGAUGAUGGAGAAGUUGGUGGACGUGGCCCUCGAGGACCGGAUCCCCUCCGGGUGCUGUAUAUUCCACUCAUUCCAAGAGUGCAUUCGUAAGAAUAUGAAAGAGCAGUGCGGGGAUGAGGCCAAGGAUUACUGGGAUGAAGUGAUCAAUGAAAUUGCCGAGGAUUCAAUUUCGUACACCUGUUCUAACUAUGAAUCUGUCGAUAAAUGUGACAAAUCAUUGAAUCCCAAAGUUUGGAGUGAUUUGAAAGCAAUCGCUGACACUAAUGAUCACAACGUUUUGUCCAAAAGACAUAAAUACGGCUCAGGAUUUGCGCUCACUAUUGAAUUGCUUGAAAACCUUUAAAUUAUUGGUUAUAAUCAUUGCAUGAUAUUUUCAGUUGGUUAAUAAAUAUUUU
Oppiella nova is the source of this 855-nucleotide messenger RNA. NCBI's taxonomy places the organism in Eukaryota, Metazoa, Arthropoda, Arachnida, Sarcoptiformes, Oppiidae. The record is from the annotation of a GenBank genome assembly.